Saimiri boliviensis boliviensis (Bolivian squirrel monkey) is the source of this 1980-nucleotide messenger RNA. RefSeq names its product TNF receptor superfamily member 25 (gene TNFRSF25). Gene Ontology annotation, biological process: signal transduction. Gene Ontology annotation, molecular function: protein binding. Lineage: Eukaryota; Metazoa; Chordata; Mammalia; Primates; Cebidae. The record is from RefSeq and is a predicted model, not a curated record. Gene Ontology annotation, cellular component: plasma membrane.
CCUGCCUUGGCCUCCUAAAGUGCUAGAAUUACAGGCGUGAGCCACUGUACGGGGCGCCUUCAGGUACUUUUGACCCAACCCCCUCCCUUGCUGGGGGUGCGGAGGUCGAGAGAGACGUCACUUGCCCUGACUCUACCUAGAAGUGGUUCUCAGGGUUGGGGUGAGACUUGGUGUGGGGACUGGGAUGCAUCUGUGUUCUGUGGCCCUGGUCGCGUUCUCCCUGGGCCUGUCGGCUGGCGCCAAAUGAGCUCAGGUGAGGGGGUGGGGAGGGAGGUUCCCGGUCAAACUCCGUCGGGCUCCGCGGCCCCGCCCCUCCUCCAGGCGGGCGCUUCUAGAUGGCGCGGGGCGGGCCCUGCGGGCGUGUGGCUAAAGGCGGAACCACGACGGGAAGAGCGGACGGAGCUGGGAAGCCCCUGGGCGCCCGUCGGAGGGCCCAGCGCGGCGCGGAGGGCCAUGGAGCAGCGGCCACGGGGCUGCGUGACGGCGGCGGUGGCUGCGGCGCUCCUCUUGCUGCUGCUGGUGCCCCAGGCCCAGGGUGGCACUCGUAGUCCCAGGUGUGACUGUGCCGGUGACUUCUACAAGAAGAUUGGUCUGUUUUGUUGCAGAGGCUGCCCAGCGGGGUACUACCUGAAGUCCCCCUGCACGGAGCCCUGCGGGAACUCUACCUGCCUUCCGUGUCCUCGAGACAGCUUCUUGGCCUGGGAGAACCACCAUCAUUCUGAAUGUGCCCGCUGCCAAGUCUGUGAUGAGCAGGCCUCCCAGGUGGCCCUGAAGAACUGUUCUGCAGUGGCCGACACCCACUGUGGCUGUAAGCCGGGCUGGUUUGUGGAGUGCCAGGUCAGCCAGUGUAUCAGCAGCUCACCCUUCUACUGCCGACCCUGCCUAGACUGCGGGGCCCUGCACCGCCACACGAGGCCACCCUGUUCCCGCUAUGAUACUGACUGUGGGACCUGCCUGCCUGGCUUCUAUGAACACCGUGAUGCCUGCGUGUCCUGCCCCACGAGCAGCCUGGGGAGCUGUCCAGAGCGCUGUGCCACUGUCUGUGGCUGGAGGCAGAUGUUCUGGGUCCAGGUGCUCCUGGCUGGCCUUGUGUUCCCCCUCCUGCUUGGGGCCACCAUGACCUACACUUACCGCCACUGCUGGCCUCACAAGCCCAGGGUUACUGCAGAUGAAGCUGGGAUGGAGGCUCUGACCCCACCAUUGGCCACCCAUCUGUCACCCUCGGACAGCGUCCAUACCCUUCUAGCGCCUUCUGACAGCAGUGAGAAGAUCAGCACUGUCCAGUUGGUCGGCAACGGCUGGACGCCUGCCUACCCCCAGUCUCAGGAAGUGCUCUGCCCGCAGGUGACAUGGUCCUGGGACCAGAUACCCAACAGAGCUCUUGGCCCCGCUCCUGUGCCCAGGCUUUCGCCAGAGUCGUCAGCGGGCUCGCCAGCAGUAAUGCUGCAGCCCGGUCCGCAGCUCUACGACGUGAUGGACGCGGUCCCCGCGCGGCGCUGGAAGGAGUUCGUGCGCACGCUAGGGCUGCGUGAGGCGGAGAUCGAAGCCGUGGAGGUGGAGAUCGGCCGUUUCCGAGACCAGCAGUACGAGAUGCUCAAGCGCUGGCGCCAGCAGCAGCCCGCGGGCCUGAGCGCCGUCUACGCGGCCCUGGAGCGCAUGGGGCUGGACGGCUGUGCAGAGGACUUGCGCAGCCGCCUGCAGCGCGGCCCGUGACACGGCGCCCGCUCGCCACCCAGGCGCUCUGGUGGCCCUUGCAGAAGCCCUAAGUACGGUUACUUAUGAGUGUAGACAUUUUAUGUCACUUAUUCAGCCGCUGGCACGGCCCUGCGUAGCAGCACCAGCCGGCCCCUCCCCUGCUCGCCCUUAUCGCUCCAGCCAAGGUGAAGAAGCACGAACCAAUGUCCGGGGGGGUCAAGAGAUUUCUGUUUCUUAGCCGGAGUUUGGCUGAGAUUGUGGUAUUAAAUCUAGGGGGUGAAAAAA